Molecule: messenger RNA, 1999 nt
Organism: Schistosoma margrebowiei
Lineage: Eukaryota; Metazoa; Platyhelminthes; Trematoda; Strigeidida; Schistosomatidae
Source: the annotation of a GenBank genome assembly
CAAAUUAAGGAUUCCGUGCGUAGUGGGUUUGCAGUGGCUAAGCAAGCAGCACAGCGUUAUGCUGAGAGAAUGUCCUUCAGCGAUAGGCUUCAAAUUAGUGGCUUAACUAAUACUACCCCAAUAGGCACAACUGAUGUCUCUACAAAACAAGUAAUUAUGUUUAACAGUAGUAAAAUUACUUCAUGUCAGCCUGAUAAUGUAGUAGUAGUGAACGGCCAGCCAGGUUUAAUCACUGAUAUAAAGGAGGAUGGACUACUAAAAUUUAGGACUUUCACUGACCCACGCAAUUACUUUGAAGAUCCAUUCCCAUCUACUGAUAUUGGAAUUUUUAGGUGCUCCGUAGUUAGCCAUGAACACACAUGGAUAUCACUUAAGGACAUUGAUUGUAAAUGUAUAGCCAUCAACUGUAUCAAUUAUGUAGUUAUAGUCCCAUUGUUGCAUACUGUAUUGUAAAUGCAUUUUGUUUCACUAGUGUUUAUUAAUGACGAUAAAUCAUUUAAUUACGUCUUAUGUUAUUUUCAGCCUGCUAACAAGAAAUACGUCAUUGUUGACGUCCUGAGCAAAAAACAACUAAUGGUAGCACACAAAGAUUGGAUCGUAGGAAAGGAACUGUGCGCUUUUCCGAAAGAGCAUGUCGAUUUACAUCUUCAGAAGAGCGACCAACCGAAUGAAAAUUGGUCAUUUAUGAAAUGUAAAGUGAUUCACGAAUUAGAUUCUCUCCAGUCGGCAAAAGAUCUGUUAGUUGCCCUACAGAUACUGGAGUCUAAACGGAAAAACACCUCAAUGGAUGAAAACACUUUGCCACUGAACACUGAAAAGCCAAAAAGAGGUGUAAUGAAGCGUAAAGAAGAUUUUCUUUACAAUUCAGUAGACAUGGAUGUUGCUGAGAUGCAGUCUAGGAAUGUCCCCGUACAAUAUCCAAAAUUCCGUGUUUUCGAGAAAUUAAUAUCGCCAAUCGCCAAUUCGACACAUUUGGAGACAUCACCUUCGACAUCGGAAUGUAAGCAUGUUGGCGGCGCUAUAGUGGACAAUGAAAGGUUGUAUACACUGGUGCUGAACAUGUCGUCAGCUAUCAGUGAACUGACAAAAACAAUUAACAACAUGUCGUCCGCCAUUACUGACUUGAAUGUUAAUGUGAACCAACUGCUAUCGAAUUUUCGUGAAAGCGAAAAACCACAUCAAUUCGAUUGCGGACUGUCCAGUCAGCAGUUUCCUUUGUCAUCUGAAGAGGAACUGCAGAUGCUUGAUACCGGCUUGUCGCAGAAAGAAACGAGGGACAGAUUUAUGGCAAUGGUCACUAGGCUAUCAAGUGACGACCCAAAAGCGUCCAUGCGGUUUGUUUUGUCUUAUCUGUUGACACCUGAGUUUGCCAGUAAAUUCACGUUACUUGGCACCUCUUCAAAACGAGCACUGCAGAAAUGCACUUUUUACGGCUGCAUACGAAGUGCUUUGACUCAUCGGUUUUUGUCAUCCUCUGUCAACGAAAAAGACCUUGGUAAGCUCUACGACAUCGCGACCCAAGGUUACUUUCAUGACAUCCGAGACAAGAUGAUAAAACGUUCUAGGAGAAAAGAUAACCAGUUACAGUCGACAAUAUUAACGAACAUCACCGUAAGUUCAGCUUCAAGUAUUUGGGUGUGCUAAAGCACAUCAUUGAGAUAUGGUUGUGACGUUUUUUUUAAUUCAGAAUUCACAGGACGACUACCUCAAUUCCGAAUAGUCCGUGCAAUGGUUUUGGUGUUCUACCUAGAUGUCAAUAAACAUUUUUCUUUCAAACAGCUUACUUUUUUACUUACUUGGGAAACUGUUGAGAAUGUGUUUGAGUUUGAGUGAAUUUUCGAUUAAAUGGACAUUGCUUAUAAAUAAAACAAAAACUGUUACUUCUUUUUCAGAUAAUUGUCUAUAAAAAUGAAUUAGCAAUUGCAUUGGAUAUGCAUAACAAUAGAUGCCUAAGCUUGUGUACAAUUAUAGGUUUUUCUUUUUAAAUACAAUAUUUAAA